This is a messenger RNA of Xiphophorus couchianus (Monterrey platyfish), 2531 nucleotides long. RefSeq names its product protein FAM19A1-like. Gene Ontology annotation, molecular function: receptor ligand activity. The coding region runs from base 1238 to 1678 and encodes 146 amino acids. Gene Ontology annotation, biological process: regulation of neuroblast proliferation; neuroblast differentiation. The transcript has 6 exons. The record is from RefSeq and is a predicted model, not a curated record. NCBI's taxonomy places the organism in Eukaryota, Metazoa, Chordata, Actinopteri, Cyprinodontiformes, Poeciliidae.
ACACAUAAUACACCCUCUUUAAGGGAGAAAAUAAAUAUUAAAUAUUAAAGCGUGCUUUGUAAAUGUGCACGCUUGCUUGUUAUGUGGCUUGUAUUUUCAGAGAAUAUGGUGCAACAGCUUUAUUAUCCAUAUUUGAAGUCUCCCAAAUUUAUUAGGGAAAUAUACAAUGGUCUGAUGAAGGCAAUGGUUCUACUCAUUUUAAAAAUUAUACAAAGAUAAAAGAUUGUUUUCUACAAUAACAAUGCUGUACAUCACCAAAAGAACACCAUCAAGUUCCAUGGUAGUGGAAGCAUUAUGCUUUGGGGUGGAUUUUCUUUAGCUGAAAUUGUUAACCUUGGUCACAAAGUAAAAUUAUUAGUAGUUUCAAAUACCAGUCUUGCCUCAAAAUCUUAUUAUGAACAAAAAUCGAGACAUUUCAUCAUGGGUGAGAAGAUUUUUUUUAUAUACACUGCAAAAGUAAACUGAAGGAUUAAACAACCCUUUUUCUCUCUAGUAAUCCUUCAGAGUUUUUUGGAAAUACUUAAAGAUACUUUGUGCAUUUCACCAAUGUGGGGCAAUAGAAAACUCACACAAAAAAGCCGAUAGGACAAUCCAUAAAAAGAUGAGCAGCCCCAGGAGAAAUGGCAGUUCUAAAUGUAAAUAAUUGUUAAUCAUGUGGUCACAGCAGUGUGAGUGGUGCCAGCUUUCCUGAUUUGCAAUUGUCAGAAGCAUAUGAUCUGAUGGAGUCCCACUAUGCCAUCUAAUCCAGAGGCAGUCUGGCUUUAAGACAUGUGAUACAGUUUUUACACUCAGCCAAGCUGCACGGGAACAUUUGUCUCUCAGUGCUCGCUGAGUGAGGAGGGACUCAGCGAGAGCCGCUGCUCGGAGGCUGCCUCUCACUGGAAGGAUGCGGACGCUGGAAGAAAAGAUUCCAACACAGUUAAUUAAGGAGCGCUCCACACGUGCUUGUAAAAUGCGAGAGGGUAAAUGAAUUCAGUCACUGGGAGCAGCUCCUCAAGGUGAAGAAUUGAAAAGCUUUAAAUUACUCUUUUUUCCCCCCCUGACACCGGCUUGACGGUUAUUUCUGAAUCACUGGACUGUUGCUAUCAAAGUGUGGAGCGGGGAGGCAGAGUCAGUGGAGUUCCCUCCUCCAGCCAAAUUCAGAGUUCCUAGAUGGGAUCAACAUAACCGGGAAAAUGGAUGGAUUUACAGAAAACUGUUGAGAUUUUUGCACACUAUUUGUUGGGUUGCACAGCAGAUGUGUCCUGUCAUGUCCUGGCUGCUCUGCCUGUGCCUCUGGGUCAGCAUAACGGCCAUCCAGCUGUGUCAGGCCACCUUCUACGACACCAUCCAGCAGCAUCCUGGGACGAGGCCCGGCCGGACCACAAUUCACACGAUCGAGGGAGGCACGUGCGAAGUAAUAGCUGCUCACAGAUGCUGUAAUAAGAACCGAAUUGAGGAGCGGUCACAGACGGUGAAGUGCUCCUGUUUGCCCGGGAAGGUAGCUGGAACCACAAGAAAUAGACCCUCAUGUGUGGACGCAUCCAUAGUAAUUGGAAAGUGGUGGUGUGAGAUGGAGCCUUGCCUGGAGGGGGAGGAAUGCAAGACGCUUCCUGACAACUCCGGCUGGAUGUGCUAUGCCGGAAACAAGAUCAAAACCACAAGAAACACUCAGCCAUACACAACAUCGAUGUAUUAACAUUUGGUUGGAGAGGAUGCAAGGGAAUACCUCUGGUUCAAAGCACUGUCAUUGGACCAAUUAUCACAAGAGACAAUGAGCCUAUUGUUGCUUCAAGAAAUGUGAACACUUUCAAAUCAAAGUGUAAAAAUAUGUACAUAAAGCACUUGGUUGAGGCUCCUGAAAAUACGGAUGCUUCAGGCAGCCUAAGAGGAACUUCAUCACAACCCUCUAAUGAAUCUAUUUUGAUCAUUUUUCUUCUUCAACUUUGACAUGGAGGAUGGCUGUCUCUGCAUUUGGAAUUAUAUUUUGGGAGUGACUGCUUAGUGAGACGGAUGUCUGCGGCAAAAACCCAAAACAGGAGAAAAAGAAAUCAAAGUACAUGGAAGGAACAAGUGCAGAAGUUGACAGCCCUCAGGAUUUUUUUCUCCCUUUUUUAAUAUUGUGGAGUGUAAAAUAUUGUGCAUAAAAUGUUUGUCUUUUCCAGUGUACAUGAAAACUUAAUUUGUGCUGUUGGUAAAUCUUCCCUCUUCCUCUUACAUGCAAAACCCAAAACAGCCAAAGGUUGAUGAAACUGAGUAGAUGAUGUGAAGAUGAAACAAAUGCAUUGUGAAAGAGAUGUUUGUGUUGAGACAUUUUACCAUUAGUCUGUGGGCUACUUGUAUGCCUUUCAUCACCUCCUAAAUGGCUUUACGAAUUGAACUCGCGACCAUUUACCCUGGAACUGAUGAACCCGACAGAAAUGUGCAAUCAGUGGGUUGUUUUCAAUACUUGAAAUGCCUUAUUUAUGUUAAAUGGUUCAAAUGAUGAUUCUGUACAUAUGAAGCCAUUUAUUGAUAUGUGCUGAAUUCCAUUAAAAUUGUUGUUCCUGUAA